UAUAGGAAGACUAACAAAUAUAAAAGUUGAACAAAAUUUCUACACCUGUAGUAAUAUCAGAACCUUUCUUCACGUACCUUACUCUUACGAGUGUGUAACCGACGACAAAAUGUCUUUAAAAUCAACACUCUUAGCGCUGAUCGGAUUCGUCUGUUUACAGACGAUACAAUGUAACCACGGUUCCCUUCCUAUGAUACCUUCUACACCGUCUGAAAUAUCGUUAUAUCGUGAUAUGUUCUACGACAAAGAUGGACAUUGCAUUCUAACAUCAAAUUAUCCAUAUUACAGCUACUUCGAUUACUACCCUUCGUCGAAACUGACCAGCGAUUACGAGUUCAAUAAGAAACUGGGACUGUAUUCGGCCAUCUACGAUACCCCGUUAUCGAAUUUAUACCAAAUGUACGACAUAAUUGAAAACAACAUGCCAAAUUUGCCACGAGACCAACAACUCAACAUGUUGCAAGAUUUGGCUAAAUCCUAUCAAGAUGAAAAAAUUCGAGAUGCUGUAAAUCCUUAUCAAUACAAAUUGAAUCCGUCGGCUUACCCCAAUUCACUAACGAUGGCUCAACUGAUGGGUUAUUUACCUUCCGACCUGCCUCCGUCCAUAGCGUACAUGCAAAACUACAUUGACAGUUUGUUGCCUACCCUAAACCCGGAUACUUUGGCUGAAAUUCAGCAAGCUGUUUACCAAAAUACUCCUCCAGGAAUGCUUCCGAAAGCGGACGACCUUACUUUCCAAUUACAAACGGCUAUGCGUUACAUGUUAGCUAAUGAGAUGUAUUUCAUUCCUAAUUACUGAACGUCAAAAUGAAAUAUGAAUGAUUAUUGAUUACUCUUCGAUAAUGUUUUAAAUUCCGAAUAUGCAUAUUAUUUUUAAAAUUAAGCUCAUGUAGUACUUUUUUUUUCAUACAACGAUCUUUGAAUGGAAUACAACGCUAACCAAUUCUUCAGAAUUUGUCAAUUAUUUAUUUAUUAUUUAGGUAGGUCUAUAAAUUACAGAAAUUAGAACUAUUGAAUGAGUUUAUCAAUAAAACUGGUACCCACAACA
Planococcus citri (citrus mealybug) is the source of this 1048-nucleotide messenger RNA. RefSeq lists its product as uncharacterized. The transcript is spliced from 4 exons. Bases 110 to 799 code for a protein of 229 amino acids. The record is from RefSeq and is a predicted model, not a curated record. Lineage: Eukaryota; Metazoa; Arthropoda; Insecta; Hemiptera; Pseudococcidae.